Molecule: messenger RNA, 3512 nt
Organism: Xenopus laevis (African clawed frog)
Lineage: Eukaryota; Metazoa; Chordata; Amphibia; Anura; Pipidae
Gene: gpr52.L
Product: G protein-coupled receptor 52 L homeolog
Exons: 1
Coding region: 181-1272 (363 amino acids)
Biological process (GO): detection of visible light; signal transduction; G protein-coupled receptor signaling pathway
Cellular component (GO): plasma membrane; membrane
Molecular function (GO): G protein-coupled receptor activity
Source: RefSeq, a predicted model, not a curated record
GGUUUGGAAACAUUCAAAAGGGAUUGUCGGUGGCAAUUUUGCUGAUGGAACAGAUUGAGAAAAUAUGUCCUGAGCCUCAGAAGUGGAGGGUUGCUUACCCACUUUUUAGAGGGGCUUUUUCUGCCUGCACUUUUAGGCGGUGUGUUGCAGUUUCUCAUCAGCUGACCAGUAAGUCAAACCAUGAACCAGUCACAGUUAAAUGAUUGGAGGACAGUUAACACAAGUGGAUAUGUACUGAAUACCUCUGGACAUCACCCCUGUCCUUUAGGUUUUGGACACUACAGUUCCGUGGACGUAUGCAUCCUGGAGACCUCUAUUAUUGUGCUGCUAACCUUUUUGAUAAUCACUGGUAACUUGACUGUAAUUUUUGUAUUUCAUUGUGCACCUCUUUUGCACCAUUAUACUACCAGUUAUUUCAUCCAGACAAUGGCAUAUGCAGACUUGUUGGUCGGAGUUAGUUGCUUGGUGCCUACUCUGUCACUUCUUCAUUAUUCCACAGGUGUCCAUGAGUCCCUAACAUGUCAAGUGUUUGGCUACAUUAUUUCUGUGCUGAAGAGUGUUUCCAUGGCUUGUUUAGCAUUUAUCAGUGUGGAUCGAUACCUGGCCAUCACCAAGCCCCUUUCUUACAACCAACUAGUAACACCCUGCCGAUUGCGUCUCUGUAUUAUACUCAUUUGGAUCUAUUCUUGUUUGAUCUUCCUGCCAUCUUUUUUUGGUUGGGGUAAACCUGGAUAUCAUGGUGACAUCUUUCAGUGGUGUGCCAUUGCCUGGCAUACCAGUGCUUAUUUUACUGGCUUCAUUGUGUGCCUGCUGUAUGCACCUGCAGCACUGGUUAUUUGUUUUACAUACUUUCAUAUUUUUCGUAUAUGUAGACAGCAUACCAAAGAAAUUUGUGAUCGCCGAGCACGCUUCCCCAGCAACGAAACUGAAACGGCUGGUGAAACUGGGCCGGGUCACAGCCCUGAUGGGCGUUAUGCCAUGGUAUUGUUUCGGAUAACCAGCGUUUUCUACAUGCUGUGGCUCCCAUACAUCAUCUACUUUUUGUUGGAAAGUUGGCGAACACUGGAUAAUCCUACUCUUUCCUUUCUUACCACUUGGUUGGCUAUAAGCAAUAGUUUCUGUAACUGUGUCAUAUACAGUUUGUCCAAUAGUGUUUUCCGUCUAGGACUCAGGAGGCUAUCAGAAACUAUGUGUUCACCUUGUAUGUGCUCUAAAGACAUGAAUGAGCGGGAUCCUAAACCUCGAAAACGUGCUAACUCAUGUUCCAUCUAAAUGCAGCAAAGGAUCAUAUCUGCACAAGCCCCAGGAUGCUGCUUUUCUCUGAAACCUCUACAAAUUAUUUAUUGUAACAGUUUAAAUGUCUGGAUUUAUAACGGAUUAAUCAAAGUAAUAUACUUUGGUUGACGAAUCACACGAAGAGUAUUCAAAUACUGACAUGAAUAUCCUAGAUUAGGUGACCGUUAACUGAGGAAAAAAAUAUUUUAGACAGAAAUUCUGUAGAAUGUGUAACCAUAAAAUGUUUUUUGAAAAGUUUGCAUUACAUAUUUCUUUCCCACUGUGUAACAGCAGGUGUGCUAGGAUACUGUUUCAUAUAAUGGUAGAAAAAGAAACUGUUCAUAGGCAAUGCAAUUCAAUUGUUGAAAUAUGUUAUUUUAUAGCUGUGUCUAAUUCGGGAAAAGCAUAAUACAAAAAUCAGUGACCGCUAAUCUUAACAUCAAAUCCUCCCAAUUACAUGGGAGUUUCCAGCAGACUCUGCGGUUUAAAUGUGUUAAUAAUGAACACAUCAGUGCCAAUGGCAUCCCAAAAAAAAUUAUGGUAGAGACCUCUGUGGCAUUCCAUGAAGUUAACACCUUUACCAGACAUUAUUUAUUGCUUUACCCAUAGUUGAUCGUUUCUAAUGUAUAUGCUGUUGCAUUUACUAAAUAUUUUUUUUCCUGGAAGGUGUCACCAGCUUGAAUAAGUAUUUUUUACUGAAAAGUUCACCAACUUAAAAAAGAAAAAUCCCCCAAACGAAUGUAUUUCCUUACAGGCAAUUGUGCUUUUAGCUGUGUAUACUUACAGUAAUAUAUACCUAAUCUAAAUAUAAAACAUAUUUGUAUUCCCUAUUCUUUCCAGAAAUGUACCUGCAAGUUAAAUCUCAUAAUUGACUGCUGUUAAACAUUGGCCUCUGAUUAUUGUUUUUAAAGUCGCUUUCCAUGUCUAUAUGUAGCCAGCUUUACCCCAUCACAAAGGUUAGUCACUGGAUUUUGUUGAAAUCUUAAUAAAAUGGUGGCUUUGUGAAUAUUAGAUUUUUAAGUCUUUCCAGUUCUCUACGGUCAACAGAAAAUUUACCAUGAAUGGAUUGACUUUGCCUGCUGACUCUUAUUGGUCCACAUAUAACACAGAUCCAGUUGUAGCUUGACCAAAUAUUGUUAAGGCUAGCUGGAAAAUCUCAUCAAGAGAGGACCAAGUUAAGAUGUGGAUGCAGUCCUUUUCGACGUGCCUGCACAUCCCAAUUUGUGAUCCAAUUGUUGACAGGUCUUAACCAUUGUAGCAUCCUGAUAUGGCCCACCACCUGGAUGUUUUUUUUUGCCACGGCUGUGAUUUAAUCCAUGUUCUUGUGCAUUUACCUUGCUAUUGUGAGAAAGACUGGAGCUAUAUUCCUGUAAGACCACACAGAUACAAUAGAACCUUGAUCAUACGAAUAUUUGCUACAUUUGUCUUUCUGUGCAGGUGUGUAGAGAUUUAAAAGAUUGGUGAUUGAUUGAUCUAAAAAAAAAAAAUUCUAGUUUAUCUUGAUUGCUCUUGACAGAAUGUAUCUUUCUUAAAACAUUUGAACAGAUAUUCUACUAUGAAAGGGGUAUUUUUGAGUUUCAAAAAGAAAUUCUAACGUGGACAUGUAAUUUAUUAGUAUUUUAUGUCCCCACGACUUUAAUUAAAAUUUUAGGUUCUGACCAAAUUAAGGAUAUGUUAUCUGGUAACCCAUUAUGCAGAAUGCUCUGAAACAUUGCAAUACUAUUCCCUUCAGUUUUCUCUGGAAUGAUAACAGCACCUUGUUGAGGCCACCAAAUCCAUCUUAAAUGUGUGUUUAAAGCAACUUUACAAUAUACAUUCAAUGAAAUGUUUUCAGUUGUUUGAAGGUUAUUUUUAAAUGUAAUUGCUAUUGAACGCCGUUCUGUUCUGUAAUUCUGACUCUUAAAACAGGCCUUUUUUUAAUCAACUGGUUCAGGCAUUAGAAGCCGAAGUACAAAUAAUGCAAACAUAUGCUGUUUUCAUAGCAAUUACAAAACAAGUAACCACUUACAUUUUUGAAUUCCUAUAUAUUGGAAAGUGGCCUUGAAUUAUAUUCACUUGUAAAAUUUAUAGCAGUGUUUUAAUUGAGAUCUUUAAAUAUGUCCUUUACUGUUUAUGGGCAGCUAUAAAACCGUGUAUGUACCCUUUAUAAUGAUGUGGCCAUUAUAGGGUUAAAAACUUACUGGUAUUGUUGUUGAUCAUAUUAAGUUUAAUAAAAAUUGUGUACGAAUUAUCCUUCA